Molecule: messenger RNA, 2442 nt
Organism: Mytilinidion resinicola
Lineage: Eukaryota; Fungi; Ascomycota; Dothideomycetes; Mytilinidiales; Mytilinidiaceae
Product: striatin Pro11
Exons: 4
Coding region: 1-2442 (813 amino acids)
Molecular function (GO): protein binding
Source: RefSeq, a predicted model, not a curated record
AUGAGCGCUGGAGGCGCUGCCCAAGGAGGAGACAGCAAUGGACCCGCCGGCACAGAGUACACGCUUCAGGGUGUGAUGCGCUUUCUCCAGCUGGAAUGGCAUAAUCAUGAACGGGCGCGGAAUGCUUGGGACAUCGAGCGGGCUGAGAUGAAGGCCAAAAUUGCCAAGCAGGAGGGAGAGGUUCGCAGCGCAAAAAAGAUGAAUGAGUCCCUCAAUAAACAGAUUCGAAUGCUGGAACAGGCAUUGAAGAAUGAGCGCGCGAAGAAGGCUGCUGCAGCGGGAGAGAACGCGACAGCACCGGAAGUUAAGAAGGACCUGAAGGCGCUCAACAAACAUCACAACUCCCUCCUCGAUACCGAUCCCGAUCAGUCAGAAGGCGAUAAGGAAGGCCAGCGGGAGAAAUCACAACUAUACCUCAAGAAAUGUGUCGAGGAAAUCACAUACUUGCUCACGCCUCCGGCUCACCCUCCUGCGCCACAAGGAGGCUUACAGGCUUUUCAGAAUUCUCAGGGCGAUACCUCUAUGGAAGAGAUGUAUCUUCAGCACCGCCAGAAAUCUCAGCAGCACAUAAACCCCAUGGGCCUUAAUUCUAUGCCCAACCACCAGCCUCCACCCGUUCCCUCCGUAUCCGAUCUUCCGAACUUAACCCAUUCGUCCCAGCCCCCUCAACAAGCUGCGUUCAUGACAAGAGAACCGUCCGGGCAGCAGUCGCUUAUUCAGCACUCUGGACUGCCGUUGGAAUCAUUGGCAUCGCAGACGCAGCAAUCGCAAGGCAACCAGAAUUUCACUUCAAUCCCUGACGAACAGGUGGAAAAGGUUACACACAGCUAUGACAGCUUCGGCAAUCCUUUGACAAACCGCGAGGAGGAUGUGUCGGCAGCACGUGGCGCUCCUACAGCGGUCGAUGACCCUGAGGCUUGGAACUUUGAGGAGACAAUAAACCCACCUGAAAAUCCCCCAGACCUGCCGCCACCAAGGAGGCCGGACACAGACGCAUUUCCCAGUGCCAACAGUAUCCCGGCCAAAUCUCCACCCCGCGGUGGUCCUCAUUCGCACCGAAGAAAGAGUUCUGGUGCUGCCUCAAUGUCUCGACGUCGGAGUGAAGGACACGACACUCGGGAAGGCGCUCUCGGAACCAGGUCAGACCCUCCGACGUUCAAAGUGAAAUUCGCAUUGCGGGGCCACCUCGACGUUGUACGAUCUGUAAUCUUCACUGGAGGAGGUAGUCCUUCCGAGCCCGAGAUCUGCACUGCUGGAGAUGACGGCAUGAUUAAAAGAUGGAUCAUACCUGCAAGCUACUUGACCCAGCACGGAAUGAAUAACGACUUGGAUAUCCAAAGCUACUUCUCCCACAGAGGUCAUGACGGCGCUGUUACAUCUCUUGCCGCUUGUCCCGCAUCCGCUACCUUCUCCACCGGAGGCAGGGUAUCGGGCGAUGGAUGGAUUUUCUCCGGAGGCCAAGACGCUACAGUGAGGGUUUGGGAACGCGGGAGGGUGGAUCCCAAAGCCACACUCGAAGGCCACACAGAUGCCGUUUGGACUGUAUGCGUGCUCCCCGCUACGUGUGCCUCUGUGUUCGGUGCGGAUUGCAGCAACUACGGUGGCCCUGAUCGUAUACUGCUCGCAUCCGGCUCAGCUGAUGGAACGAUCAAGAUCUGGGCGGUGAGCGCCCCGCCUCAGCUUGUGUCACCGCAAACAGGGUCGAGACGUGGCGUAGGCGGAAGUCGCAGACAUUCAGUCACAUCUGGAUCAAACUAUCCGUCCUCACCACAACCCAGCGUGGCUACCGCCACUCCAUUCCAUUACAUGCUAGUCCACACCAUCGAGCGGGCAACGUACGCAUCACCAACAUGUAUCAGCCCGCUAUCUUUGACCGGGGAAACGUUUGUUGUGUCAUACAACGAUUGUUCGAUUCUCAUAUUUGAUACGCGCACGGGAGAGGAGAUAAUAGGCAUGGCGAGCAGCGAAACAUACGACGGAACGCCGUCGACAGGCGUGAACGCCGUCGUUGCUACAUCUGUUGGGCUGGAUGGCACAAUGAGUCUGGACUCUGGCCGCGGGGCUUCCGAGGACGAGAGUGUCAUCCACGGGGCUACCGGGUCAACCGGCGGCGGUGGCGUCGAAGGUGUUGUGAUCACAGGGCACGAAGAUCAGUUCAUCAGGUUCUUCGAUGCCAACAGCGGUCAAUGUACUUAUAGCAUGCUUGCUCACCCUUCGUCGAUCUCCUCCCUUUCUCUCAGCAAAGAUGGCCGAGAGGCAGUGUCAGCUGGUCACGAUGCGUCUAUUCGAUUCUGGUCCCUGGAGAAGCGUAUAUGCACCCAGGAGAUCACCAGUCACCGGAUCAUGCGCGGAGAAGGAGUUUGCAGCGUCGUCUGGAGCCAAGACGGACGACUCGUCGUUUCGGCAGGCGGCGAUGGCGUCGUCAAAGUCUUCGCGAGAUAA